This is a messenger RNA of Lactuca sativa (garden lettuce), 1052 nucleotides long. RefSeq lists its product as uncharacterized. Lineage: Eukaryota; Viridiplantae; Streptophyta; Magnoliopsida; Asterales; Asteraceae. The record is from RefSeq and is a predicted model, not a curated record.
CCUUUUGUCCACCCUACUCUUCCCCUCCAUUUCUCUCUUCCUCUCUCAUCUCUCAUCUCUCUCGCUCUAAUAAACUCCCCUGUUUUCAGGUUGAUUUUGAUUCGGAGGUUCAGAUUGAGAUUGUUUCAUCUAGAUUUUGAUUGUUGUCGUGAGGCGCAAGAGCGCAAUCUGAAAUGUCUUUCAGAUUUUUCCUCAUUUUUCCAGAAAAAUCCAAGGUUGAAGAAGGAGAGUGGGAAAAGGAGAGAUAAUCGACGAUAAUUUUCGUCUUCACCAAGAAUUUUUCUUGCUGUUAGUGUUUGCGUAAAUAUAUAUGCAAGUGUGUUUAUAUCUGGAGACUGGAGGAAAUUGUUAGCUUAUCGGACUUAUCUGCUUCUUCUGGAAUGUCUGCUACGAUGAUGAUGCCUGCGACGGAAUCACAGUCAGUGGCGGCGAAUCUGAAUGCUCCGACGAUGGAAGUAGAGUUUGCCGAGUGCGAUUGUUGUGGAUUGACGGAGGAGUGUACGCCGGCGUACAUGGAGAGAAUUCGAGAAAGGUAUCAAGGGAAAUGGAUCUGCGGUUUAUGUGGAGAGGCGGUGAAAGACGAAAUAGUGAGAAGCGAACGGCUGAUCACCACCGAGGAAGCGAUGACGCGUCACAUGACGUUUUGUAGGGCGUCGAAGUCAUCUGGUCCGCCGCCUAAUCCGGCGGUUCAUUUAAUCGCCGCCAUGAGACAGAUUCUCCGGCGAAGUUUGGAUUCACCUAGAUCCUUGAGGUCUAUGCCUAGUAGUCCGACGAAGAACACCGGCGCCGGCGCCGGCGCACUUGCUCGAUCGGAGAGCUGUAUGCCGACUCUAACGCUUGCUGUUGUUGAUUCAUCUCCGUAUGAUGAACUCGAAGCACCUGAAGAAUGAUGAACAACACAGAAGAACAAAAAUGGCGAUGAACAAUUGUAAGUUUGAUUCCUUGAUCCCUCCAAAACGGAUUUGGGAAAACUAGAUGCUUAAUUUAGAUGAGACAGUUAUUGUAUCUAAACUCAUUAUAAUUACUAGUAAACAACCAUGUUUUCAUCUUGA